AUUUAGCUUAUUUUUCUUUGUGCGCUCCUGUUAGUUUGUUAAACCAGGUCUACUCCCAGAGUCUUUCCUCCUCCUUUCUCCUCCCUCCUCCUUUUCCCUCAAACCCACCCCCCUUUUUUCUUCCCCUCCUCCCUCCUAUCCCUCUGCAGGAGACUCUCGCAGCCACGGAAAGUUGCGGCUCCUGGUAGCGCCUUGGCGGUGUCCUAGUUGUAUCCGGCUGCCGCCAUCCCUACGGCACUACGGCACUUCGAAAAUCUCCCUCUCCUGCACCCUUGCUCACUUAAACCGGAUCGCCCGUGUCCAGAACGCCCCACCUAUGACGAUGCUCCUGGACGGAGGCCCGCAGUUCCCCGGGCUGGGAGUGGGCAGCUUUGGCGCGCCGCGCCACCACGAGAUGCCCAACCGCGAGCCGGCGGGCAUGGGGUUGAAUCCCUUCGGGGACUCAACCCACGCUGCCGCCGCCGCUGCUGCCGCUGCUGCCUUCAAGCUCAGCCCGGCCGCGGCACACGAUCUGUCUUCCAGCCAGAGCUCGGCUUUCACGCCGCAGGGUUCGGGCUACGCCAACGCCCUGAGCCACCAUCACCACCACCAUCACCAUCAUCAUGCCAGCCAGGUACCCAGCUACGGCGGCGCAGCGUCCGCUGCCUUCAACUCCACGCGCGACUUUCUUUUCCGCCAGCGCGGCUCUGGGCUCAGCGAGGCAGCCUCGGGAAGCGGGCAGCACGGGCUCUUUGCUGGCUCCGCUAGUAGCCUGCACGCUCCAGCUGGUAUUCCUGAGCCCCCUGGUUACUUGCUCUUUCCCGGGCUGCAUGAGCAGGGCGCUGGGCACCCGUCGCCCACAGGGCACGUGGACAACAACCAGGUCCACCUGGGGCUGCGUGGAGAGCUGUUUGGCCGUCCUGACCCUUACCGCCCGGUGGCCAGCCCGCGCACGGACCCUUAUGCGGCCAGCGCGCAGUUUCCCAACUAUAGCCCCAUGAACAUGAACAUGGGAGUGAACGUGGCGGCCCACCAUGGGCCGGGCGCCUUCUUCCGUUAUAUGCGGCAGCCCAUCAAGCAGGAGCUGUCGUGCAAGUGGAUCGACGAAGCUCAACUAAGCCGGCCCAAGAAGAGCUGCGACCGGACCUUCAGCACCAUGCAUGAACUGGUGACGCAUGUCACCAUGGAGCAUGUGGGGGGCCCGGAGCAGAACAACCACGUCUGUUAUUGGGAGGAGUGCCCCCGCGAGGGCAAGUCCUUCAAGGCGAAGUACAAACUGGUCAACCACAUCCGAGUACACACGGGCGAGAAGCCCUUCCCGUGCCCCUUCCCGGGAUGCGGGAAGAUUUUUGCCCGCUCUGAGAACCUCAAGAUCCACAAGAGGACCCACACAGGUGAGAAACCUUUCAAAUGUGAAUUUGAAGGCUGUGACAGACGCUUUGCCAACAGCAGCGACCGCAAGAAGCACAUGCAUGUGCACACCUCGGAUAAGCCCUAUAUCUGCAAAGUGUGCGACAAGUCUUACACGCACCCGAGCUCCCUGCGCAAACACAUGAAGGUUCAUGAAUCUCAAGGGUCAGAUUCCUCCCCUGCUGCCAGUUCAGGCUAUGAAUCUUCCACUCCACCCGCUAUAGCUUCUGCAAACAGUAAAGAUACCACUAAAACCCCUUCUGCAGUUCAAACUAGCACCAGCCACAACCCUGGACUUCCUCCCAAUUUUAACGAAUGGUACGUCUGAGGACAACCAAAAUGCAUUUUAAAAAGAAAACUGAGACCAAUCAGAUGGAAAUGGAGUUUUAAAGCAAGAGGCCAUACAUAGGGCUACAUCUUGUUAAUUGCAAUUGUCCAGGAAGGUUUUGGGCAAAAUCCCAAA
Molecule: messenger RNA, 1852 nt
Organism: Marmota monax (woodchuck)
Lineage: Eukaryota; Metazoa; Chordata; Mammalia; Rodentia; Sciuridae
Gene: Zic3
Product: Zic family member 3
Exons: 3
Coding region: 317-1717 (466 amino acids)
Biological process (GO): central nervous system development; regulation of transcription by RNA polymerase II
Cellular component (GO): nucleus
Molecular function (GO): DNA-binding transcription factor activity, RNA polymerase II-specific; RNA polymerase II cis-regulatory region sequence-specific DNA binding
Source: RefSeq, a predicted model, not a curated record